Molecule: messenger RNA, 459 nt
Organism: Wickerhamiella sorbophila
Lineage: Eukaryota; Fungi; Ascomycota; Dipodascomycetes; Dipodascales; Trichomonascaceae
Product: putative RNA-binding protein C22E12.02
Exons: 1
Coding region: 1-459 (152 amino acids)
Molecular function (GO): mRNA binding
Source: RefSeq, a predicted model, not a curated record
AUGUGGAAACGGCUAGACGGCAAGGAACUAGAAUCCAAUCAGAUAUCAGACAAGGAUAGAAUUGAAAAUAAGACCGACACUAACUCAGAAUCAAAGCCGCCAGUAGCAGUGCAACCGGUUGUCAAGAAAUUAGACGUUCCCAAUCUCUUACGGCGGGGUCCCAAACGGCAAGAUAAGAAAACCAAAGCACCGUAUCCGAAUCGGAAGAAGGGUGCUGAUAGCUUUCAGCUUUUUGUGGGCAAUCUGUCUGCCGACGUGACGGACGACAAGUUGAAAGAGGUGUUCAGCCAGUACAAAUCGCUGGUGCAGGCAUUUGUUGCCAGAGAUCAAAAAGAAAAACCUCGCGGGUUUGGCUUUGUUGGAUUCACAAGCCCAGAGGACUACUUUAAUGCCUUCAGGGAGAUGAACAACAAGUACAUUGGCAGCAAACCGGUUCAACUAAAGAAGGCUAGGCGCUAG